AUGGCCAAAUCAGGUAAAGUCUAUAAAUAUUCUGUGGAACUUGAUGUUCAUGCUGUUGAUGCGCCCGGUACUCGAUUAACAACUAAAGGUGAUAUUUUCGUUAAUAUUUGUCUAUUGGGUGUACAUAGACGUUCACGUUUAUUGCCACCUCAUUUGCCCAUGCAGAUUGAUCAGAAGUUCUAUUUUGAAAAAACUUUUAAAUCUUGUUAUGAUCCUCGAGAUAUUAUUGAACGAUUAAAACGCGAACAUGUUCUUGUCGAACUUUUACAAGCAAAUGGAUCGGCACCCACUGUACUCGCAAGUUAUGAGACAAGUGCAAAAGAUUUUCUUUAUCCGUACUCAUGGGAUCGAAUUCAAUAUGCGGGCUUACGACGUUAUGUUCUGCUCAGUCGAACAGUCGAUUUUCCAGGAGUAUCGCCUAGUUUUGAAUUUACCGUUAGUCCAUCGAUCCAAGAAGGUGGCAGCGUUCGGAAAUCAACGAAAACUUAUAAACUACCGGCACCAAUCAAUUCUGGCAGUAAAAGUCCGAAACGGGCAAAAUCACCUGUGUGGAGACCAUCAUCUGCCUAUCCAAAUCGAUCUUCUUUGAACCAUUCACCGAAUGUAUCUCGCUCAGUAGCAUCGCAUACGAUAUCGUCAGCAGUGAAAAAUGAUUAUUCACGUCAUGACAUACAGGAGAAACUGAGCGAACUAGCUGUUCCAGGUGAAGUUAGAUAUGUUGGGCCACUUAAUAAAACACUCGGACGAGAACCGUUCGUUGUACGACAUGUUGACAAUAGCCUGAUUGGUCGUACGCCUAAGUCCCAUCUUGUGAUGGAUGAUGGGUUGAUUGUUAAUGAUUAUUCCUUAUCUCGAGCUGGAAGUUCGGCUUCCUUAUAUUCACAGGAUGAUGUUGCAAAUCGUUCACGAUCGACUUCUCCAAUGUAUAAUCGAGGUUAUCGAUCAACCGGUGCACGAACACGCUCACCAUCGCCAAUACGUCGUUCGGUACGAUCAUCGCGCUCUUUUGAUUUCGACCAAGAAAGACCACCUGAACGACGUUCUCACACACGAUUAUAUAACAAAUAUAGCAAUGAUAGUGGUGAUGAUUAUCAUGAUCGAGAAAACGAGUAUCAUUCGACUAAAGAUUGUGCGAUAUGUCGAUUACAUCGCAUUCAUAGCGAACGAAGUCGAAGAACAAAAUCUAUAGAGCAGCAAAAGUUCGCUUCAGUUUCAAAUCGUAGAUCAUAUAUACCGGAUAUCUACUCGAGUCCCGUGCCACGACCAGUAACAAGUGCGACAUUAGUCCGUGAUCCAUUUCGCAAUCGUCAUCGACAAUCACCAGCAGGCGAAUUAAGUGACAAGGUUAUUCAUACACUUCGACGUAAUCUCGAUUCAUAUAGUACACAACCAUGGCAUAGUUACUAUUCCGCUUUUCGUUACUCCGAUGGUCAUACCGAUGAUGAUGAAUUACUUGAACGUAGCCGUCGAUUAAUAGAAAAUUAA
This is a messenger RNA of Adineta ricciae, 1485 nucleotides long. NCBI's taxonomy places the organism in Eukaryota, Metazoa, Rotifera, Eurotatoria, Adinetida, Adinetidae. The record is from the annotation of a GenBank genome assembly.